Closterium sp. NIES-67 is the source of this 7468-nucleotide messenger RNA. The record is from the annotation of a GenBank genome assembly. NCBI's taxonomy places the organism in Eukaryota, Viridiplantae, Streptophyta, Zygnematophyceae, Desmidiales, Closteriaceae.
CAACGGACGAAUAGCGUCCGAAAUCGAGCUGCGGAUGAUUCUGGGCUCCCGUUCCAGAGAUAAGGAUAGCUCGUAGGCCACUAGCUACUAGUUAGUGCGGGAGCAAUCUGCUACAUGGUUCCCUUUCGUGCAGCGACGAACUAGCGUCGCGAUCGGCUUGCCUUGAGCAACGGUUGUUAUACGCUUGUAGGAGAAACACGCGAGUGGUUGUGAUACCCUUCUUUGAUCCCUAGGCACAACUGGCCUGUGAACGACCAAUUCCUUUCUGGCAUGAUCCACGCCUGGUAGUGUCGUGCAUCGGCCCCUCUCAUUCUCGUACGCUUGCAUCAGCCAGUCUCAUUCUCCUCAUUCCGGCGAUGUUAGAAGCGUCCACAGUGUACUCAGCCUGUGUCAAACUCCUGCAGCAGUAACAGCCGAUGAUAGGAGGGUCCAUAGUGUACUGCCAGGUCGUUCCGCGAUGAUAGGAUGAGGUCUCGUGCUUUCUCAAAACUCCCUGACCUAGUCCUUCAGUGUCCUUCGCCUUAGUUUUUCUUUUUUCGCAAGGCGCUUUCGCGAAGGUAACUGCGACUGCGACUGCGACAUGACAAGACGGACGAGGCGACGCACAGGGGGGUCCAACGCUACGGCUGACGUGGAGAUUCCAGACACCGCUGCAGCGACAACCAAUCAGGCGGCGACACCUGUCAGCCAGAGGGGUCGAUCUCGAGGGGCGUUAGGGGGUCGCUCAGCUGGCGCGGAUACGCCAGGGAGAAGCAGUGCCAGACUCGUGCCUCUCAGUGCGACUCCUGCUGCGACGUCUUCUGCGACCCUCGCUGCAACUCCUGCGACUGUCGCUGCGACCCCUUCCGCGAAUCCUGCUGCGACUCCGGCGACUGCCUCGGCGGCUGCGUCUGCGACUUCGGCAGGGGCUUUACCCGAAACUACUCUAGCCGAGGCCGCUGCAGCCGAUGCAGUCACUCCAGGUGCUCUCGCUACAUCGCGCAACCUGCUCGCGCUUCCCCCUCUGCUUGAAGUCUCCGCGGAAGCAUCGCGUCCCGGCGGUCCUUCCUCCGCGUCCUCCGCCGCAUCGGCGCGCUUCUCCCCCGAUUCCCCGCCCAGUUCCUCCGCCGCAGGCGCUCCGCGCUCGCUGGCGGAAGCUCCCGCCUUUUCCGCGGAACCCCACGCGUCGCCCGCGCUAGCGCGGCAACGAAGUGGUUCUUCCGCCGGCGCCGUCGCAAUCGCUGGCGGAGCGCAUGCGGGUAGCGCGCGGGGGCUGCGCGCGUUUCCCGCGCGGAUUGAUGCAGUAGCGGCGGAGACAGAGACGGAAACGGAGAUUGCUGACGUGGCAGGAGGCGGAGGAGGGGGAGAGUCGGGGAUUGAGAGAGAGGGGGGGUUAGAGGAGGGGAGUGAAGGGGUGGAGGGGGUGGUUGAGAAAAUUGGGCAGUUGGAAAUGCGCCAAGACAUGGGGUUACUAGAGGGGGAAAAUGAGAAUGGGGGGGCGAUCGAGAAUGGGGGGGAGGAGAUUAAGGUGGUUGAGAGGUGUGAAGAGGUAGUGGAAUUGGUGGAUGAUGCCGAUGAGGGUGGGGAGGGGGAUGGGGAGGAGGAGAAGGAUAGGGAGCAGCAGCAGCAGCAAGAGGACGAAAGCCAGGUUGGAGAAGAGCAAGAGCAGGCACAGCAAGAACGAGAAAAGCAGCAGGAGACUCAGGAGGAAGAUCAGGAGGAGCAGCAGCAGCAGCAAAAACAGAAGCAGCAACACAGACUAGAAGCAAAUAGUAGCCAGCAGCACAUGGCAACAGCAGUGCCUUCCACAUCCAAACCACCACACCACCAACCAUCCCGGCAUCAACCAGCCCGCCGUCUCCCCCCUGAUUGGACCUCCCUGCCGGUCGAGAUCACCCUCAGAAUCUUCGCCCUCCUUAACUUUCGUGACCUCGCUCGGGCGUCUUGCGCCUGCUCCUCCUGGUGCCACCUCUCCGCCUCCCCACCGCUCUGGACCGCUCUCGACCUCCGCUGCUACCCGCCUCUCUCCGCCGCUGCAGCAGAUUCCCUCGCAUUGAAGUGCGCAGGGGCGUUGACCCGUGUGCAUGUGAAAGGUGCGGAGUCCCUUAGGGCAGUUGCCAGGCUCGCUGCUGGCUUUAGGAGGUCCGGCCGGCGUGGUGGGCUUUCAGGUGGUUUUUCAGGGGGGUCGCGCGGUGGGAUGGGGUUCAGUGUUUCUGGUGGUAGUGCUGCUGCAGCUGGGUUGGCAUCUGGUGCUGGCGCUGGUGCGUCUGGUAGUGGCAGUGCGACUGGUGCUGGCGAUGAAGGUGGAAGCAACAACAGCAGCAACGGCGCAUCUGGCCAUUCUAGGAGUAUGGACGGGACAGGUGUGCCGACCGGCAACGCUACUGGUAUGCCUCCCAGAGAGCCUCACACAUCCCAAGCUUUCUGGGGUUCUGAGCUUUCUUCGCCCGGCUCUGCCUGGGCCGCCCCUUCAGGCUCGUGCCUCCAGCACCUCCUUGCUGACUCAUGUGGCGAUCUCUCUGACGCAUCCCUCGGGCUUGUCCUCGGCCGCCACGCGCGCCUCCGCCAGGUGUCGCUCUCUCAUUGCACCAGGCUGUCCGCCGAUGCGAUCUGCGUGCUAGCUGAAUCCUGUCCCCGUUUAGAGGAUCUCCACUUGAACGGCUUACAGAGGGUUGAUCUGGCCAGCCUUACUGCACUUGCGCGUCAUUGUCCUCGGUUAUACAAUCUCGCCCUCCUUAACUGUCCUAAGUUUGAGGACCGGGGAGGCCUGGCGUUGCUUCGGCAGGUCAGGUACCUGUCCCUGUCAGGCUCGGAAGUGAGCUGGCCUCGGGCUGCUUCGGAUGUGGCUCGGCUGCCGAACCUGCGAGGCGUGGACGUGUCACGUUCGGACAUCUCCCCCGAAGCUAUCAACCUGCUCCUAGCGUCUCCCUCUAUCCUCCUGAUAGCUGCUUUCAGCUGCCCUGUGUUGGAAACUUUCCACGAGAAUAUCAAAAUGCCUAGCAAGCCCCGUCUUUUGCUGUUUCGGUACGGCAAUCUUCGUCAGUGUCUUCUCGCGCUCGCCCUCUCCUGUAGCGACCCCUCCUGCCUCUGGAGCUUCUGCAAGGCUCGGAAACCAGCUUGCCCUGUGGCAGGUUCGGCAGCGGCCGAGGCAGCAAUGGCAGCAGCAGCAGCAGCAGCAGCAGCAGUAGCAGCAGCAGCAGCAGCAGCAGCAGCAGCAGCAGCAGCAGCAGGAGCAGCAACAGCAGUAGCAGCAGCAACACCUGCAACACCAGCAGCAACAGCAGUAACAGCAGCAGCAGGAACGCCACCAGCAACACCAGCAACAUUGGCAGUAGGAUUUGGGGGUGGCCCAGUGACUCCUGCCUCGCAACAUACUCUUUCGAGACGGCAGACCAGAUCCGCUACAGCCGCCGCUACAGCUGCUGCUGCUACUGCUCCUGCCUCUAGAGAAAGGAGAGGUGGAGGACGAGGAGGUGGGGGGCGGGGAAGAGGAAGAGGAAGGGGAAGAGGAGCAGCAGAAGUAGAGGCUGUGGCAACACCACAAGUAGCAGCAGCACCUGCAGUAGGAGCAGGUACUGCUGCCGAAGCAGCACGAGCAGUGCCAGCAACAGCAACACCAUCCGGAGCAACAACCACAGCAGCAGCGGCAGCAGCAGCGGCAGCGGCAGCGGCAGCGGCAGCAGCAAGCACCCCAGCGAGACAGGAGGCGGAAUACACACCCGUGCACCCAGCCACAUCUGCAUCAGAGGCUGCAGCAGCUGCCUCGGAUGAUGGACAGCUCAGAGCUCUAGUGCUCGAAAUCACCGGGGCUCUGGGGGGCGGUGGGCCCAGGAGCGCUUGCGUGGAGCUCUCUGAUUGGAUGGAGCUGAUUCUGGUCCGAUCUCUGCACUCCCUGGCAGAGAGAUUAGAGCCGAUGGGCGGCGAAGGGGGAUGGGGUGGAGUGGGGGGAGGACUAGGGGGAGGAGGGGGAGGAGGAGCAGGAGGGGGAGGAGCGGGACGGGGAAGACGAGGGGCGGACGGGGCAGUAGGAGGAGGAGGAGAAAGAGGAGGGGAAGGGGGCGAGGCAGCGAGGGGAGCAGGAGGAGCAGGAAGGGCAGCAGGAGCAGGAGGAGCAGCAGGGAGAGGGUGGGAGCCGAGGGAGGAUUUCUGGGUGACUCAGGGCAUCCCUGCCGUGCUGCUGCUGCUGCAGAGCCGGCAGCAGGAGGUGCGCGAGAGAGCUGCAGCCACUGUAGGGGUGUUCGUGGUUGCGGAUUCCAUAGGGGCUGGGUUGGAGGACGAGGAGGAGGAAGAGGGGGAGGGGGAGGAGGAAGAGGAGGGAGAAGGUGCAGGGUGGGGAGGAGGAGGAGGAGGAGGAGGAGGAGGAGGAGGAGGAGGAGGAGGAGGAGGAGGAGGAGGAGGAGGAGGAGGAGGAGGAGGAGGAGGAGGAGGAGGAGGAGGAGGGGGUGUGGGAGGAGCGGCAGGGGGAGUAAGGGGAGAAGCAGGAGGGGGAGGGGAGUGGGGAUUUUGGAGUGACGCGAGCAGAGCGGAGGGGGAGGCGGUGAGCAGUGGGAGGGUGAGGGCGUUCGUGAGAGGGGGAGGCGUGGAGACGCUGGUUCGCAUGGCAGGCAGGCACGGACCGGAGGGGCCAAGAUUCGAGGCGACCAAGGCCCUGGCGAAUUUGUCUGUUAGUGUGGAUGUGGCGAGGGAGGUGGUGAGGGUGGGCGGGGUGGGCGUGCUGCUCUCCCUCCUCCCCCUCCCCAACGGCUGUAUCGCGGAGGCUGCUGCAGGGGCGCUCUGGAACUUAUCUGUGGCUGAUGAAUACAAGACGUACAUCAUGCAAGCAGGGGGCAUCGACACGUUGGUUGACAUCAUGGCCUUGGCUCCUCCUCCUGCAGUGGGCCUCCCAGGGGACUGCAUCCUCGAGCGGGUGACAGGGGCGUUGGCCAACCUAGCAGUGGACGACGCCUGCAGCACGAGCAUAGUGGCAAGGGGGGGUGUGAAGGCUCUCGUGUGUCUGCUGCAGCACUGCCAGCACGACCUCGUCUUGGAGCAGGCGGCCAGGGCGCUGGCCAACCUGGCAGCGCAUGGCGACAGCAACCGCAACUCUGUGGCUGUGGGCACGGAGCCUGAGGCGAUCCCGUCACUAGUUUCACUGCUGCAGUCCCCCAACGAGAGCAUCAGGCAAGAGGGGGCAGGCGCGUUGUGGAACCUGUCAUUCGAUGACAGCAACAGGGAGGCCAUAGCAGCAGCGGGGGGCGUGGAGGCGUUGGUUCGGCUAGCCCGGGAAUCGUGCCUGCCAGGGGCGGCAGAAGACACACAGGAGAGAGCAGCAGGGGCGCUAUGGGGCCUGUCGGUGUCUGAAACCAACAGCGUUGCCAUUGGGCAAGCAGGAGGGGUGGAGUCGCUGCUUAGGCUCGCGCAAGCACAAAAGCUGGAGGUCCAGGAGACAGCCACUGGCGCGCUUUGGAAUCUAGCCUUCAAUCCAACCAACGCCGCUUACAUUCUCGUGAACAGUGGCGUGCCAAUCAUUGCCUCAAUCAUCGUUGCCUCCCUGCCGCCUUCCGCCGUAGACCACCUCGGCACAUUCCCUUGCCCCUCCUCUUCCUCCUCCUCCGCCUCUGCGUCUACCCCUAGAAACGCCACCACCACCCACGCUGCGCCAUCCUCUGCUCCCACUGGUUUUGCCGGUGCUGUUGCUGCUCUUGCUGAUGGUGGUGCUGCUACUGGUGGUGGUUGGCAGUAUUUGUUGCCUCAAAGGCCGCCCCCUCCUCCUGCUCGCACCGGUGCUCCACCACUUCCCAUGCCUAUUCAUCGCAACCUUGCUGCUCCUGCAGCAGCAGCGGUUGCUGCUGCUGCUGUUCGUGCUGCGGCGGCUGGUAUUGCUGCUGGGGAUGUUGGUGCUGCUGGUGCUGCUGCUGGUGGUGCUGCGGCUGCUGGUGCUGGUGCUGAUGCUGCUGCAAUUGCUGCUGAUGCUGUUCGUGCUGCUGCUGCUCGUACUGGUGCUGAUGCUAUUGCUGCCGCUGCCAUUCGUGCUGCUGCUGCAGCUGCUGCUGCUGCUGCUGCUGCUGGUGCUGCCGGUGCUGCCGGUGCUCGUGCUGUUGCAAUUGCUGCUGCUGCCAUUCGUGCUGUUGCUGCUGGUGUUGCUGCUGGUGCUGCCGGUGCUGGCGGUGCUGGUGCUGCCGGUGCUGCUGCUGCUGGUGCUGCUGCUGCUGCUGCUGGUGCUGCUGCUGCUGCUGCUGCUGCUGCUCCGCAGUUGCAAGUUCUGCCUUGGAGAGUUUCCUCGCCGAUGGCUGGAUUCAUGGCCACUCUUGCGCUCGCAUAUAUCUUCGAUGGCAGCAAGUCUUCUGAAAUGGCUGCUGCAGCAGCAGCAGCAGCCCCCCAGAUAGACUAUCCCCCAACCUUGGAGCUGCAGCAGCAGCUAGGCUUCCACACCGUCGAGUGGUUUCUGAGGUGCUUCAUACACGAGAGAGAGGAGGCGGAAAGGGCGACGGAGCGAGCGCGGGAGAGAGAGAGGGAGAGGAGGAAGGUUGAGGAAGGGGAGGAGGAUGAGGAGUGCUGGGGCGGAGGGAGCGGGCAGAGAGGGGGGAGGUCUAGAAAGAGGAGGGCCUCAGCAUGGCGCGAUGAGGAGGGGGAGGAGGAGGCGGAGGAGAACGAGGAGGAGUGGCUUCCUGCAACAGCAACCAGAAGCAGACGGGCAGGAAGGGGGCGAGGGAGAGGGAGAGGGAGGGAGCAGCUGGAUCGGACUCUGAUGAGGAGAGUGAUGAGCUACGGCUCGGUAGAGGUGCGACUGGUCCGGCCACACCUGCUUCUGCGGCUCGGGGUGGGCUUCCCCGCACCCCUGGCGUCACCUCCCCUGCUGCUGGUCCGUCUGGUGCUUCAGGUGUUUCUUCAGGUGCCAGUUCGGACAACGUGCCCCCACCGAUGUCAGCAACGUUCAUGCGGCACCUGGAGGCACGAGCAGCAGCGGAUGAUGCUGCUCUGCUGGCCUUCUCCCACAGCUGCCGGAUUCAAGAGGCAGGGCUGCUCAGAUGCAGUGCUGCGGAGAUCAACCGGUUUGUCGCCAUGUUACGCAACCCCUCCUCGACCCUGCGAGCCUGCGCAUCCUUUGCUCUGCUGCAGCUCACCAUGCCAGACGGCCGCCACACGGCGCACCACAUUCAACUCCUCUCAGACGCCGGGGCUUCCCGCGCUAUUCGCGCCACUGCUGCUGGCGCCACAUGUUCCCCGAUGGUAAAGCUGCUGGCGCGGGCUGUUUCUAGGAAUGUGGAUCUGCAUGUGAGGAUGCAGGCGAGAGGGAAAGGGUUGAGGCUGUGAAUGUGGCGGCAAGGAGUUAGAGGAUGAAUGGGGUGGUUGAGUUAUGGUUUUCUGCCCGAGAAAUGUGGCAUAGCUGGUCUAGCCACGUAUCGUAAGGUGGUAUGGGUCUUAUGGAAAGAUCUGGCGCGCUUGUGCUCGAGUGUAAGAUAUGAGACAAAGGAGUUAUUUGCGAAAAUGAUGGCAAAUGUAAACGUUU